CUCUGCUUGCCCUGUCAGUGACCUCGACGGUCAUAUAACUUCUGCGGCGCCUCUGGCCCUCGACGACAUCUCAGACCUGGAAUGCGCAUAAUCACCGACCGGCCACAAAGCACUCCCUCCUGAUGUGCUUGUAGUCGUAGGAGUCGUGUCAAUCAACUGAAACCCUUUGGGUGCCUACAAUGGACCAGCAGUGGACGGCAUAUUCGGACACGACAUCAACAAGCCGCCAGGCGCGGUACACACCCCACAAUAUGACAGCUCCACAGCAGAAUGUGCGUGAUUCCAAUGUUAUGAAGCAAGACCCAAUCGACUCCUCCUCGAUCAACAUGCGUGGAAGUAGCAUGGCUAUCGCGUCCCCAAACGAUACACAAGGUUUGAAGACAGAAUACAGCGGGGAUGGAGACGGAGAUGUUGCGAUGGAGGACGCCGAUGCGUACAACCGGCCAAAAUACCCUGCAAAGGCCAACCAUCAACAACGGUACUCGCAGCACUUCGUGCAGCAAGAAGAAUCUGCUGCUGCUCGGCGUUAUUCGCCUAUGAAUCUUUCUCCCACCUCGCCAUACGCAGGCGCGUCACCAGCGGGACAACAAACGUAUAAUAGCUUCACGCCCCAGAGUCAGACAGCACGGCAAUCUCCAACACGAACUAACCCCUACAUGUCUCCACCGCAAAGCUAUUAUUCACCUCCAGCCUCUCGAGGGGGUCAUGUCAAUCAAUUACCACCUAUCCAGUCAAAUAUGAGCCCUGACUCCUACUACCCUCAGUCUGCGACCGCUCAAUUGAACGCCGUCUAUGGCCGUGAAGCCCGAUCCCCGCGGACAGCACAGCCGUCAAAUACCAUGCCACAUGCCAAUCGUUCACAGGUUCCCAAGUUCACACGGUGCCAUAACAUAGCAGAACUUCAACCUAAAAUCAACGCUCAGCCGGCGUUCCGGCGUGCGCAUCCUGAGGGCGGUUUUGUCAGUCCUUUGCAAGCCUUGACCACACAACUCCCUGCAACAUACCGCAUAUGCAAUCCGGGUUUCAAGUACGAGUCGACACGAAAUCCUCGAAGGGUCCUGACGAAGCCUUCCAAGGGUGUCAAGAACGAUGGCUAUGAUAACGAAGACAGCGACUACAUUUUGUAUGUCAAUGACAUACUGGGGUCUGAGGAGUCUGGGCACAAAAAUCGAUACCUUAUCCUGGACGUGCUUGGUCAAGGUACAUUCGGUCAGGUCGUCAAGUGUCAGAACCUCAAGACACAAGAGGUUGUUGCAGUAAAGGUCAUCAAGAAUCGCACGGCCUACUUCAAUCAGAGUAUGAUGGAAGUAUCAGUCCUCGAUCUGUUGAACAAGCAAAUGGACAAGAAUGAUGAUCACCAUCUCCUUCGACUCAAGGACACCUUCAUUCAUAGGCAACAUCUAUGCCUUGUCUUUGAACUUCUCAGCGUCAACUUGUACGAACUGAUCAAACAGAACCAGUUCCGGGGCCUCAGCACUACGCUGGUCCGGGUAUUUGCGCAGCAGCUUAUCAAUGGACUUGCUCUUCUAGGAAAGGCAAAAUUGAUACAUUGUGACCUCAAGCCGGAGAAUAUCCUUCUGAAGAAUCUGGAGAGUCCGAUCAUCAAGAUUAUCGACUUCGGGUCAGCCUGCGACGAGAGGCAGACUGUUUACACAUAUAUCCAGUCUCGAUUUUAUCGAUCGCCGGAAGUACUAUUGGGCUUGCCAUACUCAUCCGCAAUCGAUAUGUGGUCUCUUGGCUGCAUUGUCGUGGAGUUGUUCCUAGGCUUACCACUCUUCCCAGGCUCAUCUGAAUACAACCAAGUUGCAAGGAUCACAGAAAUGCUUGGCUUACCUCCUACGUGGAUGUUAGAGAUGGGCAAGCAGUCCGGAGAUUUCUUCGAAAAGGUCCAGGAUGAUUUCGGGCGACGAACGUACCGACUGAAGAGCAUGGACCAAUAUGCAAGGGAGCAUGGGACGAAGGAGCAGCCCAGCAAGAAGUACUUCUCUGCCACAACGUUACCGGAGAUCAUCAGAAACUAUCCUAUGCCGAGGAAGAACAUGAAGCCUGCUGAGGUUGAGAAAGAAAUGGCGAACAGGACCGCAUUUAUCGACUUCGCUCAAGGUCUGCUCAAUCUAAACCCUCUCGAAAGAUGGACACCAGGUCAAGCCAAAUUGCACCCAUUCAUCACUCAGACAAAGUUUACUGGCCCAUUCGUCCCGCCCAUGAUGUUAAAGCCCGGAUCCAGUCGAUCACCCGCACCCGGUGUUCAGGAACAGCAACGUGCUGAGGCCAUGAGCAAGCAACGGGCGCAGCAAGCCGCACAAGCCCAAGCACAAGCCCAAAGCGCUGCCUACGCGAAUAUGCAACACAUGAAUCAAUACCCACAGACUCCUCAAACCCAGGGCAUGUACGGCAAUAUGUAUAGCCCGUCACAUCAAGGAGCGCCGCCGCCAUAUCCAUCGCAGCAAAACUAUGGCCAGCAAAUGGGACUGAUGCCUCAAGGCCAGAGUCAAAGAUACAAUGCACAACCAAACCUAUAUGCCCAGGCAACAACCAGAGCAGGCCGCCAGCGAGCAUCGACAAUAGAUCAACAGAACAGUGGCAGCGGCAUCCCUCCGGCCCUCCAACGAGUCAUCAGCCAUCUAGACCCGAAUGCGCCUAUUAGGCUACAGCCGAGCCCGGCCUAUUACCCACCACCCCCAGACGGUGCACCUGAUCCAAACGCCUCCGCGAGACGACGGGCAAGCCGUACAGGGCAACAAAGAAGCAAUCGAGAUUUUAUCCGCCAUCUAGAAGAUCGCACCUUGGAGGAAGGCUAUAUGGGUAACGGACAAUGGCAGUGAAAUUCUGGAAGUGACAAGCACAGAUGAACUGAAUAUUUUACAAACGCCCGUGUUGAGCUGUACCAGCCUGGUGACGCCACGACGCCGAACCUGCAUGCGUAUGAUAGAUUCAUACAAGCCACCUGGUAUCAUGAGAGAGCGCGACAGGCUAUGGUGAUGGCUUAAUCUGUCUGACCGUCUACUUACCAAGUGGCCAGAGGCUUGACUGUCAGCAACAACAAGUUAAGCAAGCCAGGGU
Molecule: messenger RNA, 3063 nt
Organism: Pseudovirgaria hyperparasitica
Lineage: Eukaryota; Fungi; Ascomycota; Dothideomycetes; Acrospermales; Acrospermaceae
Product: kinase-like protein
Exons: 8
Coding region: 180-2825 (881 amino acids)
Biological process (GO): peptidyl-threonine phosphorylation; peptidyl-serine phosphorylation
Cellular component (GO): nucleus; cytoplasm
Molecular function (GO): ATP binding; protein serine/threonine kinase activity; protein tyrosine kinase activity
Source: RefSeq, a predicted model, not a curated record